UUCUCUGUGAUUGCCAUCGUCAUCGUGUGUGUGUGUGUGUGUGUGUGUGUAUGUGACACAUCAAUAUCCAUCGUUUCAUCUUCAUAAUAUAAUCAUUAAAUAGUUCGAUAAACAAUUUUUUUUUUUUGAGUGGAAAUGGAAUGCCAAGUCAUAACUGGAGCUAGAAUUGCCGAAAAAUUCCUUGAUGAAUUGACUAGACAGAUCAAAGAUGUCGAUGCUCAAGUAAAAUUGGUUAGCUUUUUAGCCAAUAAUGAUCCAUCUGCUGAACAAUAUGCUGAAGUAACGAAAAAAAGCUGUGCACGAUCCGGUAUUGUAUUUGAAUUACGUAAAAUUGGUCGUGAAGAAUUAGAAGAUGCUGUCAUUGCAGCCAAUGAUGAUGAUACUAUACAUGGUAUACUUGUUUAUUAUCCAGUUUUCGGUGGUGGACAUGAUCAAUACAUACAGAAUUGUGUGAAUCCAUUCAAAGAUGUUGAAGGUUUAUGUCAUCUAUAUAGAUUCAAUAUGUAUCGUAAUAUUCGUCAUAUUCAAGGACGUAAAGAUCUAAAAUCAAUUAUUCCUUGUACACCAUUAGCCGUUAUUAAAGUUUUAGAACAUUGCAAUGUAUAUGAUAAUGAUGUACCAUAUGGUAAUCAACUUCGUGGAAAAACGAUUACCAUUAUCAACAGAAGUGAAGUUGUUGGCAGACCUUUGGCUGCAUUAUUGGCCAAUGAUGGUGCCAAAGUCUAUUCUGUUGAUAUAAAUGAUAUACUUUUGUUCUAUCGUGGUCCAGAUCUUGAAUUGAAUAAAUAUAAAGUCCAAGAUACUGAUAAAAAAUUGGAAGAAGUUUUACCAAUAUCUGAUAUUGUUAUUACUGGUGUACCAAGCUCUAAUUAUCGUGUUCCUCUUGAUUUGUUAAAAGAUGGUGUAAUAGCUGUGAAUUUUGCUUGUGCUAAAAAUUUUGACGAUGAAAUAAAAACAAAAGCAUCAAUUUUUGUGCCAACCAUCGGAAAGGUGACCACCACCAUGUUACAACGAAAUUUACUUCGACUUUAUAAAUAUCGUACAUAUGGUCGAUAUAGCAAUGGAACAAUGUAAAUCACAAUGUAGACAAUGAUUAUCAUAUUGUUUUUUUCGCUUUUAAAAUUAAAAUUAAAAACAUUUUA
This is a messenger RNA of Dermatophagoides farinae (American house dust mite), 1142 nucleotides long. RefSeq lists its product as uncharacterized. Gene Ontology annotation, biological process: purine nucleobase biosynthetic process. NCBI's taxonomy places the organism in Eukaryota, Metazoa, Arthropoda, Arachnida, Sarcoptiformes, Pyroglyphidae. Gene Ontology annotation, cellular component: cytosol. The record is from RefSeq and is a predicted model, not a curated record. Gene Ontology annotation, molecular function: methylenetetrahydrofolate dehydrogenase (NAD+) activity; methylenetetrahydrofolate dehydrogenase (NADP+) activity.